AACGAACCUCGUUUCUUUCUUUUUUCUCUCUUUACCUCCCUCUCAUUUCUAGUUUUCCUCAAACAAAGCAAAAGAUAUAGCUCACCUUCUUCUUACAUUAUUCCCCCUUUUUCAUCCAUCUUCAAAUUCUUUUCUCACUUCCAAUUGAUUUACCUCUCCAUGAACAAACAAAGUCAACUAUUUACCGCUUCGUGCGAGCACCGACGACAAGAGAGUUAGUCACAGGUGUUGGCGGUGGAUACUCUGAGCUCAUCCAAAAACGAUAUUCUUUCCAAUUCAGUUUGUCAUAUAACGGUCAUCAACUAACGGUGUUGUUACGCAACAUAGUAUUUCUUAAAUGAUGCUAGUGGCUUGGUAAAAGCCAGGUAAUGUACCUUUGACACAUGAAAGAAUCCUCCUUUAGGAUUUCAGUUGCACAUAGGAGGAUGUGAAAAUCGUUUUUGUAGCAAUAAAGGAAGUCUAUAACAAGGAAAAAAUGGAACAUCAUCACGAAAACAGCACGGAUGAUUACAUAGUCUGCUAUGCACCAACCAUGGUCACAACAAAUGGGAUAUGGCAGGGAGAUAACCCCUUGGCUUAUUCCCUCCCUAUCUUCAUACUGCAAUUAACUUUGGUUGUGGCUGCCACCCGCAUAUUCGUCUUUAUUCUUAAGCCAUUACGCCAGCCGCGCGUAAUCGCUGAAAUCAUGGGUGGACUAAUGUUGGGUCCUUCAGUGCUAGGCCAAAGCAAAGCAUUUGCCAACACUGUGUUUCCUCUAAGAAGCGCAAUGAUGAUUGAAACAAUGGCAAAUGUUGGUCUUCUUUAUUUCCUCUUCUUGGUAGGAGUUGAGAUGGACAUAUCAGUGGUGCGCAACGCAGGUAAAAGGGCAGUGGCUGCAGCAAUUGCCGGCAUGGUCUUGCCUUUCGUCGUCGGCGCAGCCUUCUCCUUCAUUCUGAGCAGAGAGUACAACAAUGACAUGAACCAAGGUACAUACAUCCUCUUCCUCGGCGUCGCGCUGUCGGUCACCGCAUUUCCCGUCCUGGCUCGGAUCCUCGCAGAGCUCAAACUCAUCAACACAGAGCUCGGAAGGCUCGCGCUCUCGGCUGCGCUCAUCACCGAUGUCUGUGCUUGGAUUAUGUUAGUUUUGGCGAUCACUUUAGCUGAGAACAAAACAGCAUCGCUUGCUUCUCUUUGGGUUCUUUUGUCAAGUGUAGCAUUUGUGGCGUUUUGUGCUUAUGUUGUUCGACCCGCGGCUGCAUGGGUAGUAAAGAAAACGCCAGAAGGAGAAGCCUUCAGUGAGUUCCACAUUUCUCUUAUCUUAGCAGGGGUUUUGGUCUCAGGUUUAACCACAGAUGCUAUUGGAACUCACUCUGUUUUUGGAGCUUUUGUGUUUGGUUUGGCAAUCCCAACUGGACCCCUUGGUGUAACUCUUGUGGAGAAGCUUGAGGACUUUGUUUCGGGACUUUUGCUCCCUCUUUUCUUUGCUGUUAGUGGGCUGAAAACAAAUAUAGGAGUCAUCAGAGGGUCAUACACCUGGGCCAUUCUUAUUCUAGUCAUUUUUCUUGCCUGCACUGGAAAAAUUGUUGGAACUAUACUCAUUGGAUUCUUUUACGAAAUGCCUCUGAGUGAAGGUGCUGCACUUGGCUUACUCAUGAACACAAAGGGACUAAUUGAGAUGAUUGUACUUAAUGUUGGAAAGGACCAGAAGGUGUUUGAUGACGAAUCAUUUGCAAUCAUGGUGGUGAUAACAGUAAUAAUGACCGCAAUUGUUGUGCCUGCGGUAUCAGUCAUUUACAAACCAUCAAGGAGAAGCAUAUACUACAAAAGAAGGACCAUUCAGGUAUCAAAAUCAGAUGCAGAGUUCAGAGUCCUAGUCUGUGUACACACCCCUAGAAAUGUCCCAACCAUGAUCAACCUCCUUGAAGCCUCGAAUCCAACAAAGAAAUCCCCAAUCUGCGUCUACGUGCUCCAUUUGGUCGAGCUCAGUGGCCGGACAUCCGCCAUGCUCAUUGUCCACAACACAGCAAAAGCAGAACAGCCUGCGCUCCACAAAUCCGAUGCUCAAACAGACCAUGUCAUCACCCCCUUCGAGAACUACGAGCGCCGCGCCAAUUUCGUCUCGAUCCAACCCUUGACAGCAAUCUCGCCUUACUCCAGCAUGCAUGAAGACAUAUGCAAUGUGGCAGAGGACAAACGUGUUUCGUUAAUAAUCAUUCCUUUCCAUAAACAACAAACAGUUGAUGGUGAAAUGGAAGCUACAAACAUGGCAUUUCGAGACAUCAACAAGAAUGUGCUAGCACAUGCACCUUGCUCAGUUGGUGUUCUGGUUGAUAGAGGGUUAAGUGGCGGCUCGAACCUCUUAGCUGCAAAUCAAGUAUCUUACAAUGUAGCUAUAUUGUUCUUUGGAGGACCAGAUGACAGAGAAGCAUUGUGCUAUGGAUGGAGAAUGUUGGAGCAUCAAGGGAUAAGCCUCACCAUAAUGCGAUUUGUUUCGGGGGAAGAAUUGAGUGGUGAGCGUUUGAGGGAACAACAACAGAAACAUAGCAGCAACAAUGAACAAAGUGUGCUGAGCGUGCAAACAGAUAAGGACAUUCAGAAGCAGCUUGAUGAGAGGCUUCUGCAUGAGUUCAGGAUGAGGUGUGAGGAUGAUGAUUCAGUUGAUUAUAUUGAGAAGGUUGUGAACAAUGGGGAGGAGACAGUUGCGGAGAUAAGGACAAUGGACGAACAUGACCUUUUCAUUGUUGGGAGAGGGCAAGCGGUGGUUUCACCACUCACUGCAGGGCUCACUGAUUGGAGUGAGUGUCCUGAGAUUGGAGCAAUUGGAGAUUUGCUAGCUUCAUCUGAUUUUGCAGCAACUGCUUCUGUGUUGGUACUGCAACAAUAUGCUGGGCAAGGGUCAACUGGUGAAGGGAUAGAAACACCACAUGAACAUGAUGAAGAACAUUUUCCUCAAAUUAAUCAAUCUUCAGAGGGACAAUUUAUGUCCAACACAGAACGUGUAUGAUAGCAUGUUUAGAUCAGUUUCUCUCACAACAUAAUUAAUUUUGGAACCCGGAAAUUACUUACAGAAAUUUCUCCCAAGAUUUCGACUUUACGCAUAUUCCCUUGUUGUGCUACUGCCUACUACAACAUACAGAAGAAAUUUUUUUUCUUAACUCUCUUUAGCAUUGGUUUUGGUAUCAUGUAUUCUGGUGUAGUUAUUUUGUACAGUCUUCAUCACUUGUAAGAAAUGUACAUAUAGUUACAUCCAUUUAUGAUUCAUGUAAGCUCAAUUUGAUCAUUUUUUUAUCCUUCAGCGGUCAACAUGAAUUGUACAAAGAUUACGUUUCUGAUAUGCUGUCCGUGUUCCAUAUUCGU
Lotus japonicus is the source of this 3336-nucleotide messenger RNA. Its product is annotated as cation/H(+) antiporter 15-like. NCBI's taxonomy places the organism in Eukaryota, Viridiplantae, Streptophyta, Magnoliopsida, Fabales, Fabaceae. Gene Ontology annotation, cellular component: endomembrane system; membrane. Gene Ontology annotation, biological process: regulation of pH; proton transmembrane transport. Gene Ontology annotation, molecular function: antiporter activity. The record is from RefSeq and is a predicted model, not a curated record. The transcript is spliced from 3 exons. Bases 476 to 2983 code for a protein of 835 amino acids.